Vigna umbellata (rice bean) is the source of this 580-nucleotide messenger RNA. The record is from RefSeq and is a predicted model, not a curated record. NCBI's taxonomy places the organism in Eukaryota, Viridiplantae, Streptophyta, Magnoliopsida, Fabales, Fabaceae.
GAUGUGGGACCCACACGUUUGUCUUAGGUUGUGGCAAGUUCCAACUUGGAAGGAAGAUGGCAACACCAACACACAACUUUCUUCUUUUCCCACCACAAAUGUCUUUUCUUUCCUUCAUUACCAAUUUAUUAAUCCCUUUCACCCUUUAUCUUCCUCUCUCUCGUUUCUCUUUUAUAUAAAGUAUAAACCUCAAAAGGGGUCUCUAAUUCAACUCCAAUUCAAAUUCCCUCAACCCCACUUCAUUUCCAGCACCUUAAUUCCAAGAAUGGCGAAAGCAGAAGAGAAUGUGUACACGCUGGCUUCGGUGAGGGAGGAUUUGAUUAGGCAAGAGGAUACCAUCAUUUAUGGUCUUAUUGAGAGAGCCAAGUUUCCUUCCAAUUCUCAUACCUAUGAUGAGAAGUAUGCUCAAAUCCCUGGCUUUUAUGGCUCAUUGGUGGAGUUUGUUGUUAAAAAUACUGAGGACGUUCAAGCUAAGGUACUAUUUGCUGCUAUUGCCUUAUUCUUAGCUUGUUUGUUUUGUUGUCUUGUUGUCUUGUUUUGUGUUGGGUUGGCAGAUUGUGGCGUUAUAAUGGUAUUGUGA